Messenger RNA from Arabis nemorensis, 1647 nucleotides. Lineage: Eukaryota; Viridiplantae; Streptophyta; Magnoliopsida; Brassicales; Brassicaceae. The record is from the annotation of a GenBank genome assembly.
AUGAAUACUUCUUCUCAGUUUAUGGAUAAGCAGAUAAUGGAUCUAUCUUCUUCAUCUCCACCUUCCACUGAUUUCAUCGAUCUGAUGAACAACAGUAGUGAUUCACAGGAAGAUGAUCACCGGAAGCACCGGAUCGGAGAUAAUGGAUUGGAGUCGAAGAAGGAAGAGAUCGUUCCUAGUUAUGAUUUUCAACCGAUUCGUUCUUACACGGCCGGUGGAUUGUCUCAUUCGGCUCUAGAUCUCGCCGGAUCUACCACUUCUACGUCGGCUAGGGUUUGGUCCCCUUCUGAUUUUAAACCCAUUUCCACUUCGUCAAAUAGGGGUUUUGGAUCUUUUGACUCCUCUAUUGAACCUGCGAAGUUGGCUUCUGAGAAGGGGCAGAAUGUGUCUAGCACGGCGAUUAUCUCUGAGAUUGAUAGGACAAUUAAGAAACAUGUAGAUACCUUGUUGCAUGUAAUGGAAGGUGUGAGUGCACGUGUAACUCAGCUGGAGACUAGAAGCCACAAUCUCGAAUACCUUGUCGAUGAUCUCAAAGCUUCUGUUGAGAACAGUCACGGAAGCACCGAUGGGAAGAUGAGACGGCUUGAGAAUAUCCUUGUAGAGGUGCAAAGUGGUGUACAACUAUUGAAGGACAAACAAGAAAUUAUUGAAGCUCAGCUUCAGCUCUCGAAGCUUCAGAUAUCCAAAAUAGACCAUGUUGAUCCUACUGCUCAACUGCCCGCACCAGUCCCUGCGCAGCAAAUGCCGCAGUUUCCUCAUACAUCUUUCCCACAGCCACCAUCUUCCGCUGCUGCUCCGUCCCAGCAGCCAUCCUCGCAUCAGAAUCUCCAACAACCGUCCUCGGCACUACUAGCUCAGCUACCCAGUCAGUUUUCUCCUCAACAAGAGCCGUAUAGCCCUCCGCCGAGUCAUUCCCAAACACCUCCUCCUUACCAAGCUCCUCCUCAAACCCAGCCGUCGCAUCAACCAUCUUAUCAGCCACCGCCGAGUCAUUCCCAACCACCUCCACCAAACCAGCCUCCUUACCAAGCUCCUCCUCAAACCCAGCCGCCGCAUCAACCACCUUAUCAGCCACCACCUCAGCAGCCACAGUACCCUCAACAGCCACCACUAUCAUCAGGCUACAACCCCCAGGAACAACAACCAUACCCGAUGCAGUCUUACUCGCCAAACCCUCCCCGUCAGCAGCAGCUCGCUGGUUCCUCCCUUUCACAACAGUUCUACAAUGCGCCUCAUCCUCAACCAUCAAUGUAUGAUGGAGCGGGUGGUCGAUCUAAUCCAAUUGUCCCGCCCGGGUACUCGUCGGAACCUUACCCAUACACUGGUUCACCUUCAUCAGCGAAACAGCCACUUAUGAGUAACAGCAGAACUGGUUACCCACAGCUCUCAACAGCGGAUCCGUUGCCACACGCUUUGUCAAUGGCUUCAGCCGUGAGCGGUGGCUCUAGCUCCCCGAGAUCAGAAAGCAGAGCCCCAAUCGACGAUGUAAUCGACAGGGUUACAACAAUGGGCUUCCCAAGGGACCAAGUGAGAGCAACCGUUAGAAAACUGACUGAAAACGGCCAAGUUGUUGACCUCAACGUGGUGCUAGAUAAGUUGAUGAACGACGGAGGAGCUCCACCUGGAGGUUGGCUUGGUAGUCGGUAG